Messenger RNA from Syngnathus typhle (broad-nosed pipefish), 5387 nucleotides. It is a transcript of the gene drc2, whose product is annotated as coiled-coil domain containing 65. The transcript is spliced from 7 exons. Gene Ontology annotation, biological process: axonemal dynein complex assembly; regulation of cilium movement; cilium-dependent cell motility. Lineage: Eukaryota; Metazoa; Chordata; Actinopteri; Syngnathiformes; Syngnathidae. The record is from RefSeq and is a predicted model, not a curated record. Bases 2729 to 4171 code for a protein of 480 amino acids. Gene Ontology annotation, cellular component: axonemal dynein complex; axoneme.
CAAUUUACAUGCAAUUGCUAUUAUUAGCUGAGUACAAUAGCGGGUUUUGGACAUGUUACACAACUUUGAAAAACAUUUUCGUUGUGACAUUUCAAACGUCUGACAAUUGCAUGCCGUCAUCACAUCACGACGAUUAGGUUCACCAAGUUACCACAAUGUCGUUGUGCCCCUUUAAAUUUUGUAUUUCAAAUAAGAGUAAAUAAAUUCAUUUUAAACACAAUAUUUACACCAGAAAAAUCAUAAUCUCCAAAUUUGUCGAGAUUGAAUUAAAUCCUUAAGUAUCAUGUUCUUUUUGCAAUUAUGAUCCUGAAACUACAAUUAAUCUUAUCUACAACUGCCCUAUUACUUCUAAGUUUUGGAAUGAUAUUGAGAAUAUUAUACUCACUAAAAAUAUAUGUAUAGACAUUAGAACCAAAUAUAUUGUACCUGUUUUUGAAUCAGAGAAUACUCCACUUGAGCAUGUUACUAAUGUUCUACUGCUCGUGGGAAAGUUCCUUAUCCACAAAGCAAAAGUUAAUAAUUCGUCUCCACUUCUAUUUUUUGUCUGAGCUGGAGUCAUAUGUUCGUGUUUUGGCUCUCGUUUCAGACAAGAAUAGAGCGCGUACAUUGUUAUUUCUAGAAAAGUUCUUUCGUGUGACCUUUGAUCGAAUUUAAAUCAUAUUUGAAUCAUAAGUUUUUAUGUUGCAUUUUCAAAUUUGUGCUUUGAUCUGUUUUACAUGUUCAUUCUAUAAACAGAAAACUUGAAUGUUUGCUAUGUUUCUGCUAAAUAAAGUUUGCAAAAACAAGUUACCACAAUCUCACAAAGACUCCAAAUAUUAGAAACACGUAAAAAAUAAUAAUACAAGGGCAGUCGUUUUUUCAGUGAUUAGCAAAUUUAGAUUUAGUUUCCCCCUCCUCCUCCAGUAAUUGAAGUUGACAUAUACAGUAUAUACUAGGGGUGUAACGAUACAUCGAUACACAUCGAUUAAUCGAUAUAAUGCUCUACGAUUUAUUGGCAUCGAUGCUAAAGGUAAACAUCGAUUUAUAUCGCCGUGUUUGACCUCGGACAUUAGACGCGACUUUAUUUUGAAAUCCAGUUCAUUGUUGCUUGCUUCCUCUUUCCGGGAGCAGUGCGCGCCGCGGCGUUGUUGUGUUGUGAGCAGAGCAGCCACGUGAAAGGGGAGUCGACAACUAGUACGCGGCUCCUGGGCUGGUGCUAUGGCUAGUGUCCAAGAAGACGAGGAAAAUGGCUCCCCUUUAGGCUUCAAGUCAUUCGUUUGGAAGCACUUUGGAUUCCAAAGAAAAGAUGGCUCAACGGACAAGACACGUGCAGUUUGUAAAUCCUGCCAUGCGGUGAUCAAAUAUUCAGGGAGCAAAAAUCUCGCCGCACAUUUAAAGAAAAAACACGACAUCAAAGUUCAGUGUUAAAGUAAGCAAUUUGUAUACUACAAUACUCUUGUAAUUUCCUAAAUAAAGAGUUAGCAGUACCUUGUUGAUUUUGCGUAUGAAUUGUUAUAAAUCAGGAUAUUGUUCUAUAUUUUUUAUUUAAAAAAAAUAUAUAUCGAUCGUAGAGCACUAUAUCGCGAUUAAUCGUGAAUGAAUCGCAGCAGGCUUUAAGAUAUCGGCAAAUAUCGUAUCGUAGUUCUUUAUAUCGAUAUUAUAUCGUAUCGUGGCAAAACCCGCGAUUUACACCCCUAGUAUAUACUACAUACUAUAACAUAAUGCAGGGGUCCCCAAACCCCGGUCACUUGGUACCGGGCUGCCAAGCCAGACAGAAUUUUUUUUUUUUUAUCGACGAUCAAUAAUUCAGGUCAAGACGCUCGUCCCGGUCACGUGACAUGUUUCCCCAGUCCAGCCCGCAAAGCUAGCAAAAAUGAGUACGAAUUUAUUUUGAAAAAUAUAAAAAAAUUGGGGAUUCUCUCCCAAUUACAUCCGUCGGUUCAGGUCAAGACGCUCGUCUCGGUCACGUGACAUGUCACCUCAGUCGAGCCCGCGAAGGAAGCAAAUAUGAGCAAGAAACAGAUGUUUGGAAAGCUUCUUCGAAAACGGAAAAAAGCCCAAUGAGUAGACGGAAAAAGAAGAGGCUAUGACUUCUAAGAAAAGGAAAGCUGCAUUUAAAAGAACAUUUCUGGAGUCCUACUUAAAAUACGGAUUUAUCGCCACAGGUGAGUCUGACGCGCCAAGCCCACUCUGCAUAAUAUGUGGCGACAGGCUAGCUAACAAGGCAAUGAAGCCUUCAAAACUGCUUCGGCACAUGGAGACCAAGGAUCCUGCAUUAAAAGACAAACCUUAACCACUUCGGGUGUCAUUGUCUCCGAUUACGCCUAGAUGGGACCGGCUCGUUUCUGAGAAACAAGCUCAGUGCUCCCACUAAUUCAACAUAAUGGUGAGUUUUAUUUUUAUGUCGUUUAUACUUGGUUUUAUGCCGUAUCAUUUUAUUUCAUCGUAUCUAUAUAAACUAUAAAUGUAUUAUUUAUUGAUAUUAAUGUAUUAUUUAUUUAUAUAAAGGCCAAUCUGCGGAAAUAUUUCUGACACGUAACCGGUCUGUGGCGCAAAAAAGGUUGGGGACAAGACAUAACGUACACUCACGCUGACAUUCUUGCAAACAGAAAGCGACUCAAAAGAGCAUUGCAGUUUUCUCAUUGGAGGCCGUUCGAUGGUUGGAUGUUAGGAUGAUUAAACAAACGAAAAGAAACAUUUGCUUGACGUUUAGGCCACCUGAGUGACAAAGAGGAGGAGGACCAAGAAGAUGUUCAGGCAGGCGAAGAAAGUAGGCGGGGUGGCGGAGCUACCGCAGCGAUGGGAUCGAGCCAAACAAGAGGAAGUGGAGAGGAAGAGGGAGGAGCUUCUCACACUCUUCCUCACGGUCAAAGUUCAUCGGGAGGAGCAAAACUCGUGUGUCAAUCGGGCGAAGUUGGACCAGGCCUGGCGCGUCAUCCUGCAGCGGGCGCGCUCAGAACAGCUGCGCCAUGACAUCAUCGUCUUGAGACAGACGUUAGAACGACAGCUGGAUGGCCUGGACGAUAUCAUCAAGGUCCUGUCAGGUGACCUGGAGGAGGCGGAGCGUCAGUGUUGCCGCGUGCGUCGCCUUCACCUUCAUCACGCCGAGCGUUUGCGGACUUUGCUGGAAGAGCGCGUGGCGUCUGUGCGGAUCCACUGGGAGCAAAACAUGCAAUACAUUGAUCAAGGUUUCGCAGAAGACAGUAACAACAUGGCAGUGGAGUCCCAACAUCAGCGUCGGAGCUUAGAGGAUGCAGCGCUGACGUCGCGGCGGCAUGAUGAUGUCAUGCGCCAAGUGCACGCGGUGUACGGCGACAUUAUGGCAGCCCAGCGCGACGCUCAGUGUGAGCGGGUGUCGGCGCUAUGCCGCGCCGACGAGAAGAUGGAGGAGAAACGACAUCAGAAGCAGGAACUGGAAGAGGUGAAACAGAAAGUGGAGCAGGCGUGCCGCCCGGCCCAACUUCUGAUGUCCAGAAACCUGAUGAAUGACACCGGCAAGGACGUGACGAGAGUGCGCAGGCUGCAGGUGACACGCUGGCGAGCGUUUAGCAGCCAGGGGGCGUCACCUCAAUCACAUAACCCUCACCUUCAGGUCGCCGUCAGCAGCCUAUGCGCCCAGCUAAGCGCCUUCCAGACAGAAACGACGUCCGACGCGGAAGCGCUGAUGUUGGCGAGCACUGAGGUGGCGGCCAUGGCGACACGUCUUGGCCGCCACCUGACCGAAGCCCGCCGGGCAUCCGGGAAACGUCUCUCCGUGCUGGCGCUCCAGACAGACGCCGCUGCGCACAAGCUGAGGGCGCUAGUCGACAAGGGUGAGAAAGUUCUGUUGGCCACAUCCUUGUGUAGCCAGCUCGAACUCGCAACGACUUGGUGGCCAAGCAACGGCAAAGACGACGAGCAUCCAACAAAGACACGACCGACCGAGACGUUCCCGGAAUGUUACCAGAUGAGUCGCCUUCUCAACUGGGACCUGCUGCAGCAAGAAGCGCUGGCCAAACGCUCGGAGGAUCUGCGUCGUAACAACCGUCGGCUCAGGCUUCUGCUACGCCGCUGUCUGCACGGCGCGGUGCUCGGAGGAGGCCCCGCACACGUCGCCAUUGAAGCAGCGCCCGUCGCGCGCGCAAACCCAGUCGGGACGUCGCGCCAUAACAUCAUCGAGGCAAACGCCGUCGUCAGAAACUCACUUACCUAACAAGGACACCCGCGGCCACGAAGCGGACUUUUACUUUGGAGGCGCCACAUGCCACGGAGCUCCUGAGCGCCACUCGUUCUUUCUGAAACAAAUUGCUCCAAAUGUUGCACUCUGCGAUUGGUUCGGAGCGUUCGGCGCACUUCCGUAGUCUGACAAGCGCUAAACUGCUACUGUAUAAAAAAUGCAUCAAUAUGUCUUAAAAAUGUUGGGUAGCGAUGAAUAUUGUGACAUUGGUGGCGAUUUUGGUGACUUUUGACAUUUGUUUAAUUUUCGAUAGCAAAUAGUUUAGGGUUCUCAAAUCAUGAGUUGUGUGUGCUCCUUUGCAAUUGUUAAGUUUGUCCACUAGAAAUCAGUGUUUACCAGGCCUCAGACACUUCGAACCAUUUGACACAAUGCUUCAGACGGCUCCAUUCGCCCAAUGUCGUUACUUCCCGACAAUGAAAUCAAACGCAAGUUGGAAGACUAGAAAAAAUACUUUUAUUGUAAUCAUGCAGCACACCGACAAGAAGUAACACGUCGCGUGAUAAAUGUCAGCUGCUCACCACACCAUCAAUCACUUAAUUAAAAAAUAAAGAGAGCCAUUCAGCGCAGGCUCCAGGAGGCCUCUGGUUGGACGGUUUCUCCUGGAGUCUCGACUUCCUUAAUGUAGAUAUUGAAGCCUAUGAGAAAACGUGAGAACGACAGCAGUGAGCGAAGUGGCGUGGAUCUGCUGCUUCCCAGCAGAUGCUAUGUGAUCAACCAAUCAAGGAGGUGACUUGUUUGAAAAAUAAAAAUGAAUAAUAUCGAUGAGUUGUCAGUCGUUUCCUUGACUUUGAGCUCAUUGCAGUUAUCAUGCCGUCAUCUCAAGAAUUCAGGGACAGGAGGUAGAGGAGCAAAGACUCGAAAGCCCGCCAAAACAUCCUGACUGAAUGGAGAUUUCUGAUUGGCCGGCUGCUGCUUAGGUCUGAAAUCCAAAAUAAAUCGGGUCCAACCAGGACCAGUCGUUACGUUUCUAUGGCUGUCACACUGACUGGCCAGUGAAUUGAGACAUCAAAUUGGCUCGCUGGGAUCCACAUGACAUCUGCCCUGAGUCCCGUCAUUUUCGAUCACGACCAAUCUGAAUCGUUAUUUCAGAAACUGGAAGUUGAGGUGUCGGGGCAAGAGGGAUCCUUGUUUGAUUUUAAAAUAUCAAAAAAAAAAACAUCGGCGACUGAAUGGACAUAUCCGAUUGACCGGC